Messenger RNA from Hippopotamus amphibius kiboko, 1409 nucleotides. It is a transcript of the gene NHLRC1, whose product is annotated as NHL repeat containing E3 ubiquitin protein ligase 1. Gene Ontology annotation, biological process: negative regulation of translation; proteasome-mediated ubiquitin-dependent protein catabolic process; protein polyubiquitination. Lineage: Eukaryota; Metazoa; Chordata; Mammalia; Artiodactyla; Hippopotamidae. Bases 53 to 1240 code for a protein of 395 amino acids. Gene Ontology annotation, molecular function: protein binding; translation repressor activity; ubiquitin protein ligase activity. The record is from RefSeq and is a predicted model, not a curated record. The transcript has a single exon.
GCGUCCGGCCCGGCGGACUGGGCCACGAGCUGGGACCGCCCCGGGCCGCGCGAUGGGCGCCGAGGCCUCCGGGAGCGGGCAGGCGCUGCGCGAGCUGGUGCGCGAGGCCGAGACCAGCCUGCUCGAGUGCAAGGUGUGCUUCGAGCGGUUCGGCCACCGGCAGCAGCGGCGUCCGCGCAACCUACCCUGCGGCCACGUGGUCUGCCUGGCCUGCGUGGCCGCCCUGGCGCACCCGCGGACGCUGGCCCUCGAGUGCCCCUUCUGCCGGCGGGCCGGCCGUGGCUGCGACACCAGCGACUGCCUGCCGGUGCUGCACCUCCUGGAGCUCCUGGGCUCCUCGCUGCGCCCGGCCCCUGCCGCCCCCCGCGUCGCCCCCUCCGCCCCCGGGGUCCUCACCUGCCACCACGCCUUCGGCGGCUGGGGGACCCUGGUCAACCCCACCGGGCUGGCACUGUGUCCCAAGACGGGGCGGGUCGUGGUCGUGCACGACGGCAGGAGGCGGGUCAAGAUCUUUGACUCCGGGGGAGGAUGCGUGCAUCGGUUUGGAGAGAAGGGAGAUGCUGCUCAGGACAUUAGGUACCCGCUUGACGUCACCGUCACCAACGACUGCCACGUGGUUGUCACCGACGCCGGCGACCGCUCCAUCAAAGUGUUUGACUUUUUUGGCCAGAUCAAGCUUGUCAUUGGAGGCCAGUUCUCCUUGCCUUGGGGUGUGGAGACCACCCCUCAGAAUGGGGUCCUGGUAACUGAUGCGGAGGCGGGGUCCCUGCACCUGCUGGAAGUCGACUUUCCGGAAGGGGUCCUCCGGAGAACUGAACGGUUGCAAGCUCACCUGUCCCAUCCCCGAGGGGUGGCAGUGUCCUGGCUCACCGGGGCCAUUGCGGUCCUAGAGCACCCGGUGGCUGUGGGGACCGGGGCCUGCAGCGGCACAGUGAAGGUGUUCAGUGCGAGCAUGCAGCUUAUCGGCCAGGUGGAUGCCUUUGGACUGAGCCUCUUCUUCCCCUCCAAAAUAACCGUGUCCGCUGUGACCUUUGAUCACCAGGGGAACGUGAUCGUUGCGGAUACCUCUAGUCAGGCUGUCCUAUGCUUGGGAAAACCUGAGGAGUUUCCAGUACUGAAGCCCAUCAUCACCCAUGGCCUUUCCCAUCCUGUGGCACUGACCUUCACCAAGGAGAAUUCUCUUCUUGUGCUGGACAGUGCAGCUCAUUCUAUAAAAGUCUAUAAGGUUGACUGGGGGUGAUGGGGUGUGGUGGGGGUCCUGGGGCCUGGCAUCAGAAGCCCUGGAGCUGCCGCUGUUGAAUUGUUGAACCCUGGAUAAAUUACUCAGUCUCCCCUGUUCAACAGAGAUAAUUAUAACUGCGUGGUGGCCUUACAAAGGUUGGGGCAAUUAUUAAAGAAUAAUAAUUAAA